Phytophthora nicotianae INRA-310 is the source of this 1022-nucleotide messenger RNA. RefSeq lists its product as hypothetical. The transcript is spliced from 2 exons. Bases 51 to 1022 code for a protein of 323 amino acids. Gene Ontology annotation, molecular function: protein binding. The record is from RefSeq and is a predicted model, not a curated record. NCBI's taxonomy places the organism in Eukaryota, Oomycota, Peronosporomycetes, Peronosporales, Peronosporaceae.
CCGGCGUCAGCGUCACCGGCGUGUCCGUCGACGGGAUCAGCGUAACAGGAAUGUCGGUUGUCGGGAUCAAAGUAGCGGGCGAAUCCGUUGCGGACGGCGUCGUUGUGACGCUAGGAACCAGCGUCGGAAGGUCCGGCAAUAGCGUCGCCGGCGAUUCCGUCGCGGCCGGCGUGGUCGUGGUCGUGGCCGACGGCGUCGUCGUAGCGCUAGGAACCAGCGUCGGGAGAUCCGGCAAGAGCGUAGCAGGCGAGCUCGUCGUCGUUGGUGUCGUCGUGGCGCUAGGGACUAGCGUUGGAAGAUCAGGUAAGAGCGUCGCAGGCGAUUCCGUCGCGGUCGGUGUGGACGUGGCAGAUGGCGUGGUCGUAGCGGUAGGCACCAGGGUCGGGAGGUCCGGCAAGAGCGUCGCCGGUGACGGAGCUGUGGUCCCCGACGGUGCCGUCGUAGGAGCCGUGGUGAGCAAAUCAGUAACUGGAUCCAGCGGCGACGUCGCCGAUGGCGUCGUCGUCGUUGACGGAGCCGUCGUAGGCGCCGACGUCAGUAAGUCCGUGAUGGGGUCCAGCACCGACGGGGCGGUGGUCGUCGACGGAGCCGUAGUUUCUGUCGAAGGCGCUGUUGUAGGAGCUGGCCUCACGGAUUUGGGAGGAGAGGAAGGUUUGGCGAUCGACAUUGGUGCCGUGAAUGGACAUCUCGAGGUUGCGAAAUAUCUGCGUGCUCGUGCAGCCAGUCCAAGUGAUUCCUUGCAGCGAGCGCAAGUUGGUUUUAAACAAGUACGGCAACUACAGGAAAUCAGCAGGGAAUGUGGUGGCGUGCUGGACGCCGCUGCAAUACGUGGGAGAACAAUUGCACUAGCUGUGUCUAAUGGCCACCUCGAUGUUGUCACGUGGCUGGUAGCAGAAUACGGAGCUGAUUCUGACACUAAUCUGUUCGACUAUGAAGAAAGUUUAACCUCGAGUGAGAUCUUUGCAAUGGAUGGAGCUGCUAUGGAAAAAUGGACACUUGGAUGUGGUGAGGUAUUUACAUGA